Molecule: messenger RNA, 571 nt
Organism: Salvelinus sp. IW2-2015
Lineage: Eukaryota; Metazoa; Chordata; Actinopteri; Salmoniformes; Salmonidae
Source: RefSeq, a predicted model, not a curated record
CGUACCGAGACACAUUGGAGCUGGAAUACAGUCAUUUAGAACUCGAUUAUGUCUAGAUUUCUACUUAAUUUAUCAAAGACAAGGUUAUUUAUUUUCCAGCGUGAGGUCUACAGUUAUAUUUAUUCAUGCUGUCACGGUAGCAUUUCGUCUUAGACAGAUAGAUAGACAGAUAGCCUCAUAAACCUAUUUAUUAUUGCACUGCCAACCCUUGUUCCUUUCCUGUGUCAAUGAUUGUCCUACCCUCACUCUCAUGGCGGAGACUAAAAUAAUAUAUCACAUUGACGAGGAGGAGACUCCUUAUCUAGUGAAAUUAUCCGUUUCUCCUGAGAAAGUCACUUUAGCGGAUUUUAAAAAUGUCCUUAACAAUCGUCCGGUCAAUAGCUACAAAUUCUUUUUCAAAUCCAUGGACCAGGAUUUUGGGGUUGUCAAAGAGGAGAUUUCCGAUGACAACGCCAAGUUGCCCUGCUUCAACGGGAGAGUGGUGUCCUGGCUGGUCCUGGCAGAGAGCUCCCACUCUGAUGGGGGGUCCCAGUGUACAGAGAGCCACCCAGAGCUGCCACCCCCCCUGGAG